AUGUCACGGAACAACGGAAAUCCGGACGGCGAUCAAGCUGGAUUCUCGGGAGGAGGAGAAGAAGACGUGUCAGCAGUCUCGAUGUCGGAAGUUAUGCGUCAGAUGGCAAUCCAGAACAACCGUCUGAUGGCCCUACUCGAACAAGUCACCGGAGGGACACAACCGGCACAACGAAGCGCUCCUGAACACAUCAUAGAAUCUAUCUCAUCGUCCAUCAAAGAAUUCCGCUUCGAUCCAGAAAACGGAUCAACAUUCGACCGCUGGUUCUCAAAAUACGAAGAUCUCUUCAGACAGGACGGCAGAAACCUGGACGACCCGGCGAAGGUGCGGCUAUUACUCCGUAGCCUCAGCGUUUCCGUUCACGAGAAAUUUUUGAAUUAUCUCCUGCCGAGCCACCCACGCGAUUAUACGUUCGAUCAAGUUGUGGAGAAGUUGAAGACAAUUUUCGGACAACAGAAGUCUAUUUUCAGCAAGCGUUACGAUUGCCUCCAGCUAUCCAAGAAUGAAGCGGAUGAUUUCGUCACCUAUGCUGGUAUCGUCAACCGGCAGUACGAAGAAUUCGAACUACAGAAACUGUCAGUCAACCAAUUCAAGAGCCUUUUUUUCAUCUGCGGACUGAAAUCUGCGAAGGACACGGACGUGAGGACCCGACUUCUAUCAAAGCUCGAGUCUGAUACAGCCGAUACCAACAUCGAAGGAUUAGUGACCGAAUGCCAACGUCUGUCAAACUUGAAGCAUGAUACGGCGUUGGUCGAGAAGAAGCAUUCAUCUUCAGCGGUUCAAGCGGUUCGUCAGUUCAAGAAGCAAGGCCAGAAGCAGUCAAAAGCCACAAUGCAAGACGGUAACGGUAAGCUUCCUCCAUCCCCGUGCUGGCAGUGUGGAGCCAUGUACUUUGUGAAAGAUUGCCAGUUCUCAAAACAUAUGUGCAAGCAGUGUGGAAGAAUGGGCCAUAAGGAAGGGUACUGCAACUGUUCAUCGAAAGCUUCAGCAUCAACAUCCACUGUCGACAAGAAGAUCAGCAAAAAGGAUAAGAAACUCCAAAUGAAGACAAUCCAAUCUGUGAAGCACAUUCGGAGUCGAAGACGUUACGUGACGGUCAUCUUCAACGGCAUCGAAGCAGAGUUGCAGCUUGACUGUGGCUCGGAUAUCACGUUGAUCUCACAAGAAACCUGGGAGAAGAUUGGCAAGCCUGCUAUCAAAUCCACUCGAAUGGAAGCGACUACAGCGUCUGGAGAACCACUGGAACUUCUUGGAGAUUUCGCAACGACUGUCAGCAUCAGCGAUGUUUCUCUGAAGCAGCAUUGCUACAUUACUUCGGUCGAAGGUCUCAACGUGAUCGGUCUGGAUUGGAUGGACGCAUUUGAUCUGUGGUCAAAACCGCUCGCUGCCCAUUGCAAAAGGGUGAAUUUGACGAAGUUUCCCCGCGACGAUCAGCACUUCGUUACACGGUUUCCGGAAGUCUUCCAGGACGGAUUGGGUCACUGCACGAAAACGAAGAUCAGUCUAACCCUGAGACCAGAUGUGCAGCCAAUUUUCCGGCCAAAACGACCAGUACCAUUCCAUGCCACUCAAAAAGUCGAAGAGGAACUGGACAGACUCCAAAGCUUGAACAUCAUAACACCCAUCGAUUUUUCGGAUUUGGCAGCCCCGAUCGUUGUCGUCAAGAAGCCUGGCGGAAAGGUCCGUAUAUGCGCCGAUUAUUCCACCGGACUCAAUGAGGCACUAGAAGCAAACCACUACCCUCUACCAACUCCAGAAGACAUUUUCACCAAACUCGCAGGCAAGCGUGUUUUCAGUAUUAUUGAUCUUUCCGACGCCUACCUACAAGUGGAAGUUGAUGAUGUUUCUAAGAAGCUCCUGACAAUCAACACCCAUCGUGGAUUGUACAGAUUCAACCGGCUGGCACCUGGAGUAAAAUCAGCACCUGGCGCUUUCCAGCAGCUCAUGGCGAUGAUGAUAGCAGAUUUGGAAGGAGUUGACGCUUUUCGGGAUGACUUCAUCGUUCACAGCGAAGACGAAGAAAGCCACUAUAGAAUCCUCACUGCACUCUUCAAGCGACUUCGUGAAUACGGUUUCCGUUUGCGUCUGGAGAAAUGCAAGUUCAACCAGGAGGAGAUCAAAUAUCUGGGACUCAUUGUCAAUGAAAAUGGAAUCCGACCCGAUCCAACGAAGAUUGAAGCGAUAGUCCACAUGCCAGCUCCAACCAACGUCAGCACAUUGCGGUCAUUCCUUGGCGCCGUGAACUUUUAUGGCAAAUUUGUACGAGAGAUGCACCAACUUCGCCAUCCUCUGGACAAUCUUUUGAAGAAGGACGCCAAAUUCAUCUGGAGCAAGGAGUGCCAACAAGCGUUUGCGGACAUCAAACGGAUUCUACAAUCAAACCUGCUUCUCACCCACUACAAUCCGGAAUUGGACAUCAUCGUUGCUGGUGACGCGUGCAAGACGGGCAUUGGUGCAGUCCUGAUGCAUCGUUUCCCCGACGGAUCCAUCAAAGCGGUUUCACAUGCAUCCAAAUCGCUCAAUCAAACUGAGCAGAACUACAGUCAGAUUGAGAAAGAAGCACUUGCGUUGGUUUUCGCCUGCACAAAAUUCCAUCGCAUGCUUUGGGGUCGACGAUUCACGCUGCAAACAGAUCACCAGCCGUUAUUGAAGAUUUUCGGAUUCAAGAAGGGAAUUCCAGUUCAUACCGCCAAUCGACUUCAGCGAUGGGCACUCACGCUAUUGGGUUACGACUUUGGUAUCGAGUACGUCUCAACACAAAACUUUGGAUACGCUGACGUUUUAUCACGCCUCAUCAACAACCACGAGAAGCCUGAGCAGGAAGCGGUUAUUGCUAUGGUCCAUAUCGAAGCUGAUGUCACUUCUGGUCUGCAAGAUACGCUAUCAAAUCUUCCUGUCACAUCCGAAGUGGUCCGAGAUGCUACAUCAAAAGAUCCAGUGUUGCAAAAGAUAACAUCCUACAUCAAAAACGGCUGGCCAUUGCGCGCUGAAGCUAUCUGUGAAGCUGAAGUUAAACCAUUCUACACUCACCGAGAAUCGUAUUCCACGGUUGGCGACUGCGUGAUGAUGAUGGAUCGAGUGGUUGUUCCAAAAUGCCUUCAAAAGCGUAUCCUGAAGCGAAUUCAUCAAGGUCAUCCUGGAAUCGAGAGAUCAAAGGCGAUUGCCCGAGGGAUUGUUUUCUGGCCAAGAAUCGAUUCUGACAUUGCUGACUACGUACGCCGAUGUUCAAAUUGUGCCAGCGCUGCCAAGUCUCCACCCCAAGCGGAACCUCAACCCUGGCCGAGAGCAAAUGGUCCAUGGCAACGUCUUCAUCUGGAUUUUGCUGGUCCCUUGGAAGGAUAUCAUUACCUGGUUGUGGUGGACUCUUAUAGCAAAUGGCCAGAAAUUCUGCAGACGCGAUCACCAACAAGCUCAACAACAAUUUCCUUUCUUCGUGAAUGUUUUGCUCGAUUCGGUAUACCAACGGUGGUUGUAACAGACAAUGGAAGCCAAUUCGUAAGUGCUGAAUUCAGGACAUUUUGCGAAGAACUAGGAGUCGUUCAUUUGCGCACCGCACCAUAUCAUCCGCAAUCUAACGGGCAGGCGGAACGGUUUGUAGAUACCCUCAAGCGCUCCUUGAAGAAAAUUAUUGGGGGAGGAGAAACGUCGACUUCAACUGCUCUUCAAACGUUCCUGCACAUCUACAGAUCAACACCAUCCGCCGUUCUGGACGGAGAAUCACCCGAUGAAAGAAUGCUCGGACGUUCUAUGAGGACUACUCUGGAUCUCCUACGACCUACUUCCCAGUUUGUCGGUCUGAAACCGAAGCUCAACCGUGAAUUUGAAGCUGGAUCGUCUGUGUACGCCAAAGUUUAUUCAAGCAAGGAUCUCUGGAAGUGGAUGCCAGUCGUCACUGUCCAUGUGGGACCCACCGGAACCGACCGGGAUCGCACUGGCCGCAUAGUUCCGGACCAGAUUGGAGAACGAGGUCGCUCCGUCAUUGGUUUGCAGGAUGUACAUCAGCACGCUUUCGAUCUGCACCUGCCCGAUCAGGGUGCUGAAGAAGAGAUCCUCGAGAUUAUGCCGCUGCUGUCGCUGCUGCUGGUGGUGGCUGGAUUCGUAGUAGUCGUCAUCGUCAUCCUGGCCACCGCGGAUGUUCUCCUCGCUCCGGCUUGCCAUCAGUCGGGUGUGCUUCUGUUUGUAGUAGUCCCGGAAGCUGCCAAGUACCAUGUCUUGGAUUUUGGCUAG
Molecule: messenger RNA, 4227 nt
Organism: Aedes albopictus (Asian tiger mosquito)
Lineage: Eukaryota; Metazoa; Arthropoda; Insecta; Diptera; Culicidae
Exons: 3
Coding region: 1-4227 (1408 amino acids)
Biological process (GO): DNA integration
Molecular function (GO): nucleic acid binding
Source: RefSeq, a predicted model, not a curated record